Molecule: messenger RNA, 693 nt
Organism: Pipistrellus nathusii (Nathusius's pipistrelle)
Lineage: Eukaryota; Metazoa; Chordata; Mammalia; Chiroptera; Vespertilionidae
Source: the annotation of a GenBank genome assembly
AUGCCAGAAAAGGAGAACAACUUCCCGCCGCUGCCCAAGUUCAUCCCUCUGAAGCCUUGUUUCUACCAGAACUUCUCUGAUGAGAUCCCCAUUGAGCAUCAGGUCCUAGUGAAGAGGAUCUACCGGCUGUGGCUGUUCUACUGCGCCACACUGGCGGUCAAUCUCAUCGCAUGCCUGGCCUGGUGGAUCGGAGGCGGCUCAGGAGCCAACUUUGGCCUGGCCCUGGUCUGGCUGCUGCUCUUCUCCCCCUGUAGCUAUGUGUGCUGGUUCCGGCCUGCUUACAAGGCCUUCCGGGCCGACAGUUCCUUCAAUUUCAUGGCAUUUUUCUUUAUCUUCGGAGCCCAGUUCGUCCUGACCGUCAUCCAGGCUAUCGGUUUCUCAGGAUGGGGUGCUUGUGGUUGGCUGGCAGCGAUCGGGUUCUUCCAGACCAGUGUUGGAGCUGCCGUGGUCAUGCUGUUUCCGGCCAUCAUGUUCACAAUGUCAGCCGCCGUGAUGGCCAUUGUGAUCAUGAAGGUACACAGAAUCUACCGGGGGAGCGGUGGAAGCUUCCAGAAGGCACAGACAGAGUGGAACAAUGGCACUUGGCGGGACCCACUGUCCCGGGAGGCCCAGUUCAACAACUUCUCAGGGAAUAGCCUGCCUGAAUACCCUACUGUACCCACCUAUCCAGCCAGUGGUAGCCAAUGGCCUUAG